AUGCCUGAUGACGGAGGCCCGUGGUGGCCCACUCGGGCAGUUGCUUUUGUCCAGAGUUUCUUCCGGAAGCCCCUCAACAAGAACCUCCCUACCCCUCCCGCAAAGCUAGCUGCCGGCCGUCCUAACCAGCGGACCAUACUCAAACAUCUACCGGAAACAAAAUAUCUGGCCCAGACGCUGCCUGAUGCCGUCCAAGAUGUCCCUUUACCGUCAUUUGACCCCGGCGUUUUCGACAAUGAGAUGAUGAAACAGAAGCUGUACCCAUCCGUCGACCCGAAUGACCCGUCUAACGUGCGAGAGCCCGAGGGGAACAUCGUUGAGGGGACCUACGUAGACUAUCGGUUAUCGGCAAAUCACAGAAAAAUGCUGACUCCCCGUACUAGAUUCGCCUCGCUGUUCGAUGUUCUUGGGAUCGAAGCGACGCUGCCGCGGCGCCGUACGCUUGAAGAGCAAAAGGGCCUCUAUCAGUUCUCGGCGUAUCCAACAAACGGCGAUGGAACCCCAGCCCAGUACCCGCCACACAUCCAGCACGUACCCGAUGACCAAUCUGUCAGCGUGUUCAGGAUCUUCAACGUUGGAGGCUUGCUAGAGACGAGUGUCCUCCUGCAGAAGAUCAUACCCGAGGAGGACGGGAUCAAGGGCCGGACCAGCGAAUUCCUACUUGACAAGGCCCAGGCUGCGGCCUUCGGUGGCGACCCGGACAGGGGGGUCACGAUCCAGGAUGUUGUCGACUACAACAAAUAUCAUCGCAAAUUUGGGACCGACAUUGAACACGGCGGCAACAUCGGCCUGCUGGAUGACUGGUUUGGCGACCGGCGGUUCGCAGAUCAGCAGCUCACGGGCACCAACCCGACGACCAUCACGUGCGCCACCCCGGCCUGGAUCGCUGACUUCACCGCCGCGGCUCAAGCUGGAAACUACCGUGAAUGGGUUGGUGCUCUCACCAGAGCAAACCCAAAGUCUCUUUAUGUACAGGAUGGAAGUUAUUUCCGGAGGGCCGCCGGUGUGUCGGACCCUGUGACGAUCCUCCACCACAAGCAACCAGGCAGUGACGAGUGCUGGACUGUAGGCGCCGUCAGCCUCUUCCAGCUGCACGAGGAUGGGAAAUUACAUCCGGUUGCCAUCUGCAUCGAUUACAGAGGAUCGUUGGACAACUCCGUCACCAUCUUCAACAAACGGAUGUGCCCCAGCGACUCCUCCGGAAGCGAAAAGCAGGACUGGCCGUGGCGGUACGCAAAGACAUGCGCACAGGUGACCGACUGGAUGCGCCAUGAGCUGGCUGUGCAUCUAACGUGCUCGCACUUCGUCGAGGAAGCCAUCAUCGUCGCAACCAACCGCACCAUCCCCAUGGAACACCCCGUGUACCGCCUGCUCUAUCCCCACUGGUACAAGACCCUGUCACUCAACGCGGCCGGUCGUUCCACGCUCGUCCCCCAGAUCGCCGUCGACAUUGUGGGUCUCAGCCCGGACCAGACCUACCACUUCCUCUGCGACGCCUACGACACGUACGACUUUGUGGCGAGCUACGUCCCCAAUGACCUCAAGCGGCGCGGCUUCUCCAGCACGCUCAAGGGCCUCGCCCACCCGCGCUACCGCAACUACCCCUACGCCAAGAACGUCCUCGCCCUCUGGAUCACCCUCCGCGCCUACACCAAGUCCAUGCUGCGCAUCGCCUUCCCCACCGACGCCAGCGUCGCCGCCGACGCGGCCAUCCAGCACUGGGCCACCGAGAUCCAAACCGCCGGCCACAUGCCUACUUUCCCCACUAUAACCACCCUCGACGAACUCAUCGACGCCGCCACCAUGUGCAUCUUCAUCGCCUCGCCCUUCCACACCGCCAUCAACUACCUCCAAAACUUCUACCAAGCCUUCGUCGCCGCCAAACCCCCCGCCCUCUGCAGCGCACCCCCCACCACCCUCGACCAGCUCCGCGGGUACACGGAAGCCGACCUCGUCGCGGCGCUGCCCAUCAACCGCCAGCGGCAGUGGCUGCUCGCGGCCCAGGUGCCCUGGCUGCUGAGCUUCAAGGUGGAGCCCGACCGCAGCCUGCUCAACUACGCGGCCAGCCAGUGGCGCGUGUACCGGCACAAGACGGAGGACCAGGAUGUGCGCGUCAGGGAGGCGAGCGCGAAGCUGUACGCCGACCUGAAGAGGCUGCAGACGUGGUUUUAUCGGAAUAGCGUGGGCAUGGAUGAGGGCAGUAUUCCGUACAUGGUGUUGGAUCCGGGGUUGACGGCUGUGUCGAUUCUUAUUUAG
Molecule: messenger RNA, 2256 nt
Organism: Chaetomium globosum CBS 148.51
Lineage: Eukaryota; Fungi; Ascomycota; Sordariomycetes; Sordariales; Chaetomiaceae
Exons: 2
Coding region: 1-2256 (751 amino acids)
Biological process (GO): lipid oxidation
Molecular function (GO): oxidoreductase activity, acting on single donors with incorporation of molecular oxygen, incorporation of two atoms of oxygen; metal ion binding
Source: RefSeq, a predicted model, not a curated record